This is a messenger RNA of Bursaphelenchus okinawaensis, 387 nucleotides long. Lineage: Eukaryota; Metazoa; Nematoda; Chromadorea; Rhabditida; Aphelenchoididae. The record is from the annotation of a GenBank genome assembly.
AUGAGCCUGAGUCAGUCAAAACCCGAGCCGGUGCCUGAGACUGAACCUGAGCCUGCACCUCAAACUGGGGAUGACUUCAACCUAACCCUAAGUCUAUGCAUAAGCCUAAGCCAAAGCCCAAAUCUAAACCUAAGCCCAAAGCUGCACCUAAGCCUAAGCCUGAGCCUAAGCCUAAGCCUAAGCCUAAGCCUAUGCCUGAGCCUCAGCCUCAGCCAAGGCCUAAGCCUAAGCCUAAGCCUAAGCCUAAGCCUAAGCCUAAACCUAAGCCUAAGGUUUAGCCUACGCUUAAUCCUAAGCCUAAGCCUAAUUCCAAGCCUAAGCCUGAAGUUAAGUCUGAACCUGAGACGUAGCCUUAACCCAAACCUAAGCCGGCCAAAAAUCGGCUGA